Molecule: messenger RNA, 4448 nt
Organism: Oncorhynchus tshawytscha (Chinook salmon)
Lineage: Eukaryota; Metazoa; Chordata; Actinopteri; Salmoniformes; Salmonidae
Gene: pycr1b
Product: pyrroline-5-carboxylate reductase 1b
Biological process (GO): L-proline biosynthetic process
Molecular function (GO): pyrroline-5-carboxylate reductase activity
Source: RefSeq, a predicted model, not a curated record
UCAUUGGUCCAUUCUCAUGCGCGUCAUGACGGCUACCCGGAACACAUAGGGAUUGGAAGCCACGUUGACAACGAAGUGGUGUUUUGUUUCAUUCCAAAACCGGUGAAAUAACGGUAACUGCACCGGUGUGUCUGUCCAGCGGCCAAAGGGGUUGAAAAUCGUACAGAAGGACAAGCCACUUCACCGGAAAGAUGAGUGUAGGAUUCAUCGGAGCCGGCCAGCUGGCUCACGCGCUGGUGAAAGGGUUCACAUCUGCGGGUGUAAUAGCUACUCAGAGAAUCAUAGCCAGUUCUCCAGAUACUGAUCUGCCUACUGUUGCUGGCCUGAGGAAAAUGGGUGCUAUCCUCACCACCAGUAACAAGGAGGUGGUGAACAAGAGUGAUGUCCUGUUCCUGGCAGUCAAACCCCACAUCAUCCCCUUUGUGCUGGAUGAGAUUGGACCAGACAUAGAGGACAGACACCUUAUAGUGUCCUGUGCUGCAGGAGUCACCAUCAGCUCUAUAGAGAAGAAGCUGCUUCAGUACCACAUUCCCCAGGUGAUAGGCAUGUUCGUCGUGGUGAGGACAGCACAUUCAUUAGGAACACAUGCUGAGGUGGAGGAUGGUAAGUUGUUGGAACAGCUGAUGGCCAGUGUUGGGUUCUGUACAGAGGUGGAGGAGGACCUUAUCGAUGCCGUCACCGGCCUCAGUGGCAGCGGCCCCGCCUACGCGUUCACAGCUCUGGAUGCCCUAGCCGAUGGAGGGGUGAAGAUGGGUCUACCCAGGAGACUAGCGGUCAGACUGGGAGCUCAGGCACUACUGGGAGCAGCUAAGAUGUUGUUGGACUCUGAGCUGCACCCUGGCCAGCUGAAGGACAACGUGUGUUCCCCUGGGGGAGCCACCAUCCACGCCCUGCACGUGAUGGAGAGUGGUGGAUUCCGCAGUCUGCUCAUCAACGCCGUGGAGGCUUCUUGUAUCAGGACACGGGAGCUGCAGUUCCUAGCGGACCAGGAGCGCAUCUCCCCGGCAGCCAUUAAGAAGACCACCCUGGACAAGGUCCUGCAGCAGCCUGGGGUCAGCCAGGGGUCAGGGGUCAACGGCAAGCCAGGACUCAGCCUCAGGAGAAACCCCCCAGGACCUGUCAAGAAGAACAACUGAGAUGGAGACACACACACACCACCUAUAACACCAGGACUCAGCGUCAGGAGAAACCCCCCCCAGGAUCUGUCAAGAAGAACAGCGAUGGAUGGAUGGACACACUCUCUCUCACAACAUUUGAAAUGCAGCACACAGACCCAUAGCCUGUCUGACAGGGAGUCCGUGUACACACACGUGAACAGAAAUGCAUGUACAACAUGCCGCCUGUCUACCUUGUCUUCAGUCUGUCUGAGGAUGUGUGUCUCCGCGGUGAUAACGACCCAAUGGGCCAAAACAUCAUCAGUGAAUAUUUCAGAUAGAAAUGCAAUGCAUAGAGCUGACAUGAUUCCUUAUUCUGCAUGACAGAGGAAUGCAUAGAAUCUGUUCUUUGCAAUUCAUUUCUUUCUGAGCGUUUUCUUUUUAAUGUUGCCCCUGCAGCCGAAGCAGGCAACAGAUGGCUUCAGUGAUGGCUUUUUUUGCCUGAUGACUCAAACUGAAUUAUUCCCACUGCUCUGUUCACUGCUCUGUUCACUGCUCUGUUCACUGCUCUGUUCACUGCUCUGUUCACUGCUCUGUUCACUGCUCUGUUCACUGCUCUGUUCACUGCUCUGUUCACUGCUCUGUUCACUGCUCUGUUCACUGCUCUGUUCACUGCUCUGUUCACUGCUCUGUUCACUGCUCUGUUCACUGCUCUGUUCACUGCUCUGUUCACUGCUCUGUUCACUGCUCUGUUCACUGCUCUGUUCACUGCUCUGUUCACUGCACACGUUGAAGUUGUUUGGUGAUGUCAUAAUGAGGGAUGUUGUACAAAAGUCCUCAGCGAUUGGAUCACCUCGAACCAAUCAAAGCCAAUGACACAUUUUUUUUUUAAAUGCCUCUUUACUCACGUGUGCUUUGGUUCUGGCCCAACCCAUUGGUUUCUGGGACCAAUCGGAACCUUUUGUGUUUGUGUUCAGGACAACCGUCAGGGGCGGGGUACUCAGAUCUAGACUCAUUGCGGAGAAUUAAUGCUAGUGGUCUAGCGUUUUCAUGGGAGCAAGGCGUUUGGGUACCUAGGCAAGCCAUUUCUAAGGUAGUGUCCCAAAUUGCACCCUAUUCUCCCCCUCCCCAAUAGGUGUCAAAGGUAGUGCACUAUAAAGGAAAUAGGCUGCCAUUUGGGAUUUACACCAAGUGUACUAAACAGACAGUUCCAAUGUAUUUUAUAUGAAUCCUGAUCACGCCAUGAAAACCCUUUUCUUUUGCUUGUUGUGAUUUUCUUGUCAUUAUUCUUGGCCUACAGUGUUAUUUUAUGGACUGACUGAACAACAAUUGUUUUGAGUUUUUGUUUUUUACAUAUUCUAUAGUCCGUAUGUUGCGGUCACCAUCAGGACAAAAAAUGAACACUAGCCACCAGACAAGUGAACACUAGCCACCAGACAAGUGAACACUAGCCACCAGACAAGUGAACACUAGCCACCAGACAAGUGAACACUAGCCACCAGACAAGUGAACACUAGCCACCAGACAAGUGAACACUAGCCACCAGACAAGUGAACACUAGCCACCAGACAAGUGAACACUAGCCACCAGACAAGUGAACACUAGCCACCAGACAAGUGAACACUAGCCACCAGACAAGUGAACACUAGCCACCAGACAAGUGAACACUAGCCACCAGACAAGUGAACACUAGCCACCAGACAAGUGAACACUAGCCACCAGACAAGUGAACACUAGCCACCAGACAAGUGAACACUAGCCACUAGUAAUCUGCAUAGAUUACCAGAACUAAACCAGACCUGGAGACGUGUUCAACAUCUCAGUAACCACAGCAACGUGAUGUAACAAUCUGAUCAUCUGCAUAGAUUACCAGAACUAAACCAGACCUGGAGACGUGUUCUUCAUCUCAGUAACCACAGCAACGUGAUUUAACAAUCUGAUCAUCUGCAGACAUUCAGUCUAUCUGUUAAGUGAGGAAGACUCAUCCUUCAGUGAAGAAGAUGCUACCAUGUUAUUAUGUCUCUGAAAGGGAACGUGGUAUUUAACCUUCCAGUAUAUUUACUUUAUCUCCGUCGUCAGUCACUUUAACAUUCAUGUGUAUGUGUUGAUACUGAUUAGGACAAUGUGUAUGGUCAAUUACCAAAGGCUCUGUCCUACAUUGUAUAUUGAGUUAGCACAUGUUGGUGAAAGAAGGCAAGUCGAGGAAGCUACUUACCAUAGAGUAUUGGGAUGCAGCCCAGCUCUAGCUGUUCAGUUGUUUCAACUCAGCAUCUGGAGACACAGAGGAAGUCACAGUACAGUAUGAUGAUGUCCUGCCCCCCUUUUUGCCUUGACAAGUACAGUUCUACAGAUGUCAUCGCCCGUCAUCGUCACGUACUCAACGGGGGACAGACUGGGUAAAGUUUCAACCCCAGUGCCCCCGCGGAUACAAAUAGACAUUUGUGAAGAGUGGCUGUGUACCAAAUGGCACCCUGUUCCCUACAUAGUGCUCUAAGGGUCCUGGUCCAGUGUUGUCUACUAUACAGGGAAUGUGGUGGCAUUUGGGAGUCAGGAUGCAGACAGUUUUCCCUCACUGCCAUAGAUACGGAUUCUGAUUGGUUGGUGAGGGAGGAAAUGAGACGCCGGUUUUAGAACCCUGUCGGCAAUCUGAAGGAGGUGGGUGACAUCUCAGGUCCAGGAGAGGUUCAGGUCAGGGUGGAUGUGGCAUUCUAUUCCCUAUAUAGUGCAACACUUCUGACUAGGACCCAUAGGGCUGUGGUCAAAAGUAGUGCACUAGGAAAUGUGGGUGCCAAUGAGCAUGCACAGACUGGCUCUUGGGGUUACCCAAUGUCAACAUCUACUUUUUGGUGGCACAUUGAUAUUUAAAUUGUUAUGGGGGUGACCCCCAGCCCUCCUGCAAUUCAAAUCAUGGUUCAUUUCCUGCCUUUUUUCUCUCCUUUUAUACUCUAAACUUUAAAGUCAAACUAAAAGAAAGUCAUCCAAGUUCAUUUUACUUCUACAAUAACUUUUAUAUUGCCUUCAACAAUAUUACAGGACACAGGCCAAUUGUUUGUUUGCCUCUGAAAUAUGACUGCAGAAGACCAUGUUGUGUGAGAGUUGUCCUCCACGGCGUGUCCAUUGUAAACGUCUGGAGUUUGAAUAGACGACAUGCUUUACGAGACACCAGGUGUAGAAGGUAAUGACAAUAUGCAGGGAAACCGUGGAGACAAGCGGCAGUGGAGAUAAAUGUUCCCCAAUCACAGCGGAACAAUACUAACCGCUUGCAGCCUACAGGAUUAGCUAGAUUACGGUUAAAAGUGGCCUUUGAUUAAAGUGUGUGUGUGUAAAAAAAAAAAAAUAAAGGCCUUGAUUAAA